Neospora caninum is the source of this 987-nucleotide messenger RNA. RefSeq names its product SRS domain-containing protein. The transcript has 2 exons. Gene Ontology annotation, cellular component: membrane. NCBI's taxonomy places the organism in Eukaryota, Apicomplexa, Conoidasida, Eucoccidiorida, Sarcocystidae. The record is from RefSeq and is a predicted model, not a curated record. Bases 1 to 987 code for a protein of 328 amino acids.
AUGAAGUUGAGUCAGGCACGCUAUCUUCGCCGCCGACAGCAGGCGCUUCAAUCGGCUCUGAGUGUCGCUGUCUUUGUUUUUAGCCUGGUCUCCCUCGUCAGUGUCAGCGCUGGGAAUCCGGUCACAUGCACUAGUGGCGAUGGUUUUGUUGCAGCGAUUCUGAAAUCUCAGUCAAAUUCUUUUGUAUUUCAGUGCCCCGAGGACUCUACCUUUUUUCCAGAAAUCGGGACUAAGAAGUUCUGCACCACUUCCUCAUGUUCUACAACAGCGGAUUUGGACAAGUCUUUCAUGACUCUCCAGCCAACAAAACCCACGUUAUCUGCAUCUCUCGACCCACAAAUUAACAACCCAUCUCAAACAACAAUCACGUUAACAGCCCCCCAAGCAAACUCUAGUACCCUGUAUUUCCUUUGCAAGAAAUCAACAGGUGACGGGUUAACGUCCACGAUUGGCGCAGAGCAAGAAUCACAGAGAGAGACAACAUGCACACUUCAGGUCUCCGCGUGGGGUUCAAACACGGUCGCUGUGACUCCAGGACGUGAUUGCGGCGACAGCAUGACCUUGUCACCUGCCAACUUCGAAAAGGCCUUCCAAGGAACGAACUGCAGCACAGAAGACGACUUGAAUUCACUUGGCCUCCCGAACGCCGCCCUCGUGGAAGGCGACUCAGCGACAAGCGACAGACCAGCGUACACAUUCUCUGUGUCAAGUUUGCCGCAACCGAAUCCAGUAAGCAUCUGCUACAAGUGCACGAAGGGUUCCGUGAAUCUACGAGAGGUCUCGAAUGAAUGUACAGUACGAAUCCGAGUGCCGGCUGCACAAUCUGACCAGCCAGGCGAAGAAGAGCAUGCGGACGGGGAAACUGACGGAACUCAAACCUCUACAGAACAGACAUCGACAAGCGGCGCGGAGAUCCUGGACCUCCGUGCAGCUGUAUCGGCUCUAUAUUUUUCUUGCCUCAUUGGUGUAGCUGCCGCAUUUGCCUGA